AUGACACCAGGCGACCCCGCUUGCUCUUCUGCUGCUACUGUUGCUGCUGCUGCUCUUUCCGAGGUGCUUGUUAACAGUUGGAAAGGAAAGCCUUAUGGAAGCGGGUUGGGAGGCUCAACAGGCCGUCCGAGCCGAACCGGACGCCCCAGCUCUCGCUGUCGCCGCCGCCGCCGCCGCCGCCGCGGUGGGCCGGGCCCCGCACUUAUACCGAGCCGGGGGCGGAGCUCCCUCCCCUUCUGGGCCGCCCGGGCGUCCCCGCGGCGCGCGCCGGGGCUCCUGCCGGGCCUUCGCGCCGGCCGCCGGCCGCCGGCCCCGCCCUUCCCUGGAGGAGUCGCCGCCCGGGGCGCAAGCGCGCAGCUGGCCGCGAACGACCCGCGCGGCCUGCGGGGACGUUCGCCCCGACUGAUUCCCCUCGCCGGGUUUCCCGCCCUCUGGGAAGCAGCUAGCGGGGCCCGGGCCGGCCGGCGCCGGCGAAGGGGAGGCAGGUGCUCGGAGUCGGCGGGGCCGGCGUGGAGAGGUUUUGCGCAAAAUGAAGCGGCAGGUGCUGGAGGGGAGCGCUUGGCACCGGCCGCCAAGCGCAGCCGCCGAACUGUCACUGUGAAAAGCUCUAGCCAGAGCUUGGAGGGACUGCCUAGCAGGGCUUCCCUCAAAGAACUAGAAUCAAAGGGCAGGAAGGGGGCGCAAAGAUCAGAGGCCAGCCUGUGCGGAGGAGUAAACGGAGGCUUGGUAAGGUGAAGUCCCGC
Messenger RNA from Lemur catta (Ring-tailed lemur), 743 nucleotides. RefSeq names its product laforin-like. Lineage: Eukaryota; Metazoa; Chordata; Mammalia; Primates; Lemuridae. The transcript has 3 exons. The coding region runs from base 1 to 735 and encodes 244 amino acids. The record is from RefSeq and is a predicted model, not a curated record.